GUUAAUCUUAAAAAUGAAGCUUUUCAAUUCUCCUAAGAACCUCACAGUCACUCUGCCUCCAUACUUCUUUCUCUUCUGCCCACAAUGUCAAGAAGAACGACCCAAGUCCUUGAAUCAAUCCACCUGAUGAACACAGCCCAGAUUUUCAGAGAAGCAAUCAGAAUUAUAUUUCUCCACCCAACCCAUUUCCAUUCCAUCUCCAUCUUCCUAUUCUCACCAUUACCAAUCUCCCUCUUCAUGUCUCACUUCCUCAUUCACCAGUUUCCACAAAUACCAAUCUCAGCACUUAAAGCCAUAGACCAUUCACUUGGGCAGCAUGGAGUUCUUCCCCUGCCCAAACUUCUACCCAAAACCCUUGUUCACAUCAUCAUUUGCUUCCCUUCAAUUAUCACUUUCUCUCUCCUUGGAAGAGCUGCUACUGUUCAGGCAGUUUCAGAUGGUUACCAUGGAAUCAACCUAGACAGAAGAAGGCUACUUAUGAGAAGUGGAUUGGUUUGGGUCAAGCUUCUCCACACAAGUUUCUGGGAGUUUCUUAUUGUACUUGGCCUUUUUGGAGCUUUGGUGGCUAGUUUGGCAACAGUGCCAAAGAUUUUGUUUGCAUUUGGGGUAUGUUCGAGGGUAUUAGGAUUUUUUAGUGUCCUGGGGUUUGCAGGGAUACCCUUUUGUGUUGUAUUUGCCCAUGUUAUGAUUGUGGGGAACUUGGCAAGGGUUGUAUCAGUAGUGGAGAGUGAGUGUUACGGGUUUGAUUCUAUAGUAAAGGCUAAGAGACUCAUGGAAGGCAGGCGACAUACAGCCCUAGUCAUGGCUUUGUUGAGUAAUGUGGGAUUUAGACUUGUAGAAUGCUUGUUUGAAUUUAGGAUGUGUACAGGGAUGAGUUUGUGGGAAGGCCCCCUGUUGGUUUCCAUGUAUUCUUUGGUGCUUGUUUUGGACACAGUCAUGAAUGCUGUCUUCUACUAUGCAUGUAAACCUCCAGAUUUCAGCGUCUUCUGACAAAGAAAGGAUGCUCAUAUACUGAAAAUAAUCCUCCUAUGGUUUCAGGAGAGGGGAGA
Molecule: messenger RNA, 1049 nt
Organism: Vitis vinifera (wine grape)
Lineage: Eukaryota; Viridiplantae; Streptophyta; Magnoliopsida; Vitales; Vitaceae
Exons: 1
Coding region: 85-990 (301 amino acids)
Source: RefSeq, a predicted model, not a curated record